AUGGCCCCCGAAGCUAGAGCAGAAUUCACCGAAGACACUCGAGCUGCAAUUGAUCAGUGGUCACAGGAUGGACAGAUGUACGGAUAUGGUCGUGUCAACACCGAAGGAUACGCAAGUUCUCUAGGGCUGACCCACGUCGCGGCCAUCACACGGGUGAUUCUUUACAGAUUGGACCCUGCCGAUAUCGACUCGCCAUAUGUCGAUGAGAAACUCCAGGCUUGCUGCGACUUCGUUGGCAUAUUCCGAGCGCUGCAGAAGAAGCGCCAGAUCCCGAAGCACUGGGGCGAUAUGCUGUUCAGCUUCCAAGUCGGCGUGUCAAUUAUCUAUAUCGUCUACCGUCGAGCCGUCCCGAUUCCCAAGAACGUCGACCGCGCCAUUCGCGAAGUCGCCUCAAGUCUCGCGAUAUUCGCUGAUCGUUCGGAAAAGGCGGACGUCUAUCGUGACUGCCUGGACGUGUUGGCCAACGGCAUCUCGAGAUCCUGCAUACCUGGGACAAUCGAUGAGGAGUCUCGGAGGGAGAUUUCUGGCAUGGUACAGCAGAUCAUUGAGAGUGGCACCGCGCCCGACAUUGCUUCGAUGCUGUCGGAGAUGAGUCAAGUUCCGGGCGACGGCUGA
Colletotrichum spaethianum is the source of this 615-nucleotide messenger RNA. RefSeq lists its product as uncharacterized. The transcript has 3 exons. Lineage: Eukaryota; Fungi; Ascomycota; Sordariomycetes; Glomerellales; Glomerellaceae. Bases 1 to 615 code for a protein of 204 amino acids. The record is from RefSeq and is a predicted model, not a curated record.